GGCACAAAUUUUCAGCCUCCUACAGAAAGAAGAACCAUUUCUGGGACAGGUCAACUUGUCCGGAAUCCCUUACAGAUCAAGGGUGAUUCAGCUGCAAAGAACUUCCCAAGGGGGACAGACCCCACCUGAUACAUCAUGCCGAGAUGGCCCCUGUUCAUCGUGGCUUGCCUUCCUGUUAUGUUGCUCCUCCCACCAAGAGGCUCCACCCACUGCCAACGGUUCCCCAAGUCCACUUGUGAGCAGCACACUGCCUUUGUGCCUGGGUAUAAUCUGCUUGGGGAAGGAAUUGACAUCACCACACUGCAAAGAAAAGGGGCCUAUUUGGUGGACACCAGCCAAUGGCUGGGCCCAAACGAUACCUGCAUUCUGUGUCGGAACCACCUAAUGAAGGGCCAGCUACAGCGACUUCCUCUGGCCACCAUGGACUGGCGCGUACGCCCCUCAUGUGACCGUCAAGUGAGCAGUUUCGUAGCGCACUCUGAUGUCCAUGUGGCAAAAGUUCUGGCUGAGGAGGUGAAGAACAGCUGGAAUGUGAUGUUGAAUUUGCCCAAGGAGAUGGAGUCCAAAGGCCAGGUGGUUCUUGCUGGGUCUCAGUCUCGGAUGGCCAUUUAUGCACGCGAGAAAUCCCAGCAGGACAGGUAUACCUUUGUGAGGCAUGAAGUCUCCUGCGAGUAUUACUGGCUGAGACUCCUCCCAAGACCUUCCUUGCUGUCCCCUCACUUCUCCCGCGAUGUACAGAACCUGUCAAGUAAGUACGACCCUGAUGAGUACCAGCAUUUCAUUGACAUCUACGGCACACACUACAUCAGCCAGGCACAGCUGGGCGCGAGGGUACGCAACUUGCUGCCUGUGCGAACUUGCGCAGCGACCUUGGCAGGUAUAACAGCGUCUGACAUCAAGAACUGCCUCACCUUGGAAGCAUCUCAAGGCUGGAUAUCCCAUUCGUUAAGCGACAAAUGCCCAGAACUUCAGGGGAACCAAGCUAAAAGGGUGUUCAGGGAAGCCUAUGGCCAGCGGCGCACGGAGAUAGUGGGAGGGAGCAGCCAGCCAGAGCUGCUGUUUGCAGAAGUCCAGCUGUUUUUAGAUUGGAUGAAUAAUGUCACAAUGUAUCCUGGUGUCGUUUCAUAUUCCCUCCAACCAAUCCAUACUUUGGUGGAUCGUGGAAACCCACGGAGGGCAAUACUGAAGAGAGCCGUGAGGAAAUACAUAGAUCAGAGGGCCCUUAGCAGGAACUGCGUGAAUCGGUGCCCUGACGGGAGAUACCCUAGUUCAGAAGACUCUUGCAGAUGCCUAUGCCGUCCUGAUUCCUUCACUGACACCACAUGCUGCGCCCGGGAGUGGGGCGUUGCCCACCUACAGGUCCACAUCGUGAAGGGAUAUUCCCUGUGGGGCGACCCCUUCACUGCUGCUGAUGCCUAUGUCAAAGUCUUCUUCCAAGGAUGGGUAAUGCGGACAAGCCCCAUCCAGGACAACAACAAUCCCUAUUGGUCAAAAACUCUGGACUUUGAGAUGGUAAAACUGACCCAAGGUGGCAAUAUAUUGAAACUCGAGAUCUGGGAUCAGGAUAUCCAUUACGAUGACCUAUUGAAAACUUGUUAUGAGUAUUUGGUGGCUGGGGGUAAGAAAUGGAAAACAUGUCAUCUGUCUCAGGGACGUAUAGAGUACUACUAUGUGCUGGAGUGUGGCCCUGCUUUGGGAGGCCCCAGUUGCCAUGACUACGUUCCUCAGAAGGUCUAACCACCCAGCAGAGGCGUACCAGGGGGAUAUGGCAUCUGGGGCAACAUCUGCUCCAGGCGCCCC
Messenger RNA from Sphaerodactylus townsendi, 1800 nucleotides. RefSeq names its product perforin-1-like. Gene Ontology annotation, cellular component: membrane attack complex. Gene Ontology annotation, biological process: immune response. Lineage: Eukaryota; Metazoa; Chordata; Lepidosauria; Squamata; Sphaerodactylidae. The coding region runs from base 136 to 1737 and encodes 533 amino acids. The transcript has 3 exons. The record is from RefSeq and is a predicted model, not a curated record.